Malaya genurostris is the source of this 2046-nucleotide messenger RNA. Its product is annotated as somatomedin-B and thrombospondin type-1 domain-containing protein-like. The record is from RefSeq and is a predicted model, not a curated record. Bases 760 to 1740 code for a protein of 326 amino acids. Lineage: Eukaryota; Metazoa; Arthropoda; Insecta; Diptera; Culicidae. The transcript has 5 exons.
CUGUCGGUGCGUACAGCUCAUCGGGACUCCGGUCGCUGUGACAGUGACGACAUCGUUUAUCAUAUUCCGUCAGUGGCAGUGUUAUUUGUCGAUGUCGGAGGGUGGUUUCCAAUUUUGUUACGGUUGAAGUGAUUGCGUUCCACGUCCGCAAUUAAUGGCUUCACUCGUACUUGUUGAGGAUUGUCACGCUAGACCGAAGUAUUUGCCGACCGUGUAAGCCCGGGAGCCACCAAAUUAGGAAGGAUUUUUGCGCGCUUGUUUUUCCGUUCGCUUCCUAGAUUACAGUUCCGUGAAUGUGUAAUUAAAAUCCGGUAGGGAAAUUGGAAAAAGUGUGACUUUCAUGUUGUUACAAGUGUGGUGGUGACAUUUCAACGGGAUUUAGCAUCAUGUCUGGAGCUCAUCGGGGUCGUGAAUAGAAUCAGUGGAAACAUUUGCGCCGCAUACGGGUUUACCUAUUCAUCUAUUGUUAGUGAAAUUGUCUUGGUCAAACAUAAAGCACUGGGAGCUAUGAUUGAUUUCUCAUCGUGAAAAUAUUUCGCAAGUAUCGCAAGUUAUGUUUAUGACUCGCUGCGUAACAGCAAUUGUUGUGGUAUGAAAAUGACGUUACACAGGCCGUCGCCGGAAAAAGUUGUGUAACUGUGAGGAUAAGAAAGCCGAUUAGUGGUGUAAUUGGUCGAAUUAGAGUGUCUUUCUUAUCCAGUGCUGGAAUCUUCCAGUAGCUGCUCUUUCAGCAACGAAACGACACCCAAGCGCAGUAAAAUGUGUACCGAGUGUUUGAUGUUGCUUCAGUUGAUAGCCUUUUUUGUGACUGGUGCUUACGGUGGCUCUUGUCGGGAUGCUGCCCUAUGCUGUAAUGGUCGAGAUUCAGCCUGCGUUGUGCAGAAAGUACCACCGAAUGCGACAACGUCGGAUUUAAAUGUAAAACCGUGCUACUGUGAUCACGCCUGCUUAAAGCUGGGUGACUGCUGUGUCGACUUCAAGGCAUACUGUGGAGUGAUCGAUUGCGUUGUAAGUGAAUGGAGUCAUUGGAGUGAGUGCGACACUGCUUGUGGCUCCGGGACGUCCUCCCGUACCAGAACGGUUCGGCAGCUGGCACAAAACGGAGGGAAGCGCUGCCCAACGCUGAUGCAAAAACGCGGUUGCCAAGGAACCAGCUGUCACACCGCCACUAUGCUGAGGCUACUCGGAGAAACGGCAAAACUACUACCGGCUGUAUUUCCGAAAUUGAACAGACUUGAAAUUGCCUUUUCCAACAAAGAACCAGAAUUGGAGCAGCUGAAUUCUUACAGCGCCUUCCAUCAUAAUCGAGUUGAUGGAUACUGCAUCGCUUUCGAAAUCAUGAAAGUGAGCAAGCACUGCUCCAAGAGCCCUGACUAUCUAGCUUUGGCCGAGGGUGACCGCGUGGUGGUACGAUGCGACUCCGGUUCAUCUACCACCAAUGUUACUUCUAUCAACGAUGAACUCUACGACAACUCUGUUUCGAGUGAGUACGAUAACGACGACGGUGAUAGUGAUGAUGAUAAUUACAACCAGAGCACCAAGUACGACACAAGCUCCAGAAGCGCUAUCGAAGCGGUACAGCAGCCAGUGCCACAUCGAUGUCUGGGCGAGGGUCUUACGGGUCGGAAUACAUGGUUCACUGCAUUGGCUAUGCCAUCGUGCUAUGGGAAGUGGUUACGGCUAACGGUUGGAUUGCCAAAAAAGUGCCAACCUAGCGAGGUGCAGUUUGUCUUUGUCUAGAAGUGAGACCGACACUUCUGGGACCGGAACAAGGGCAUUGUGUUGAGCGACAUUAGGCGUGAUACUCGACAACGGCGGAAGUGAGUGCCUCGGGGAAGCAACGUUGUUUCCCGUUCGUCACAUAUAAACGUGCAACGUCUGGUCUGGCAGGAAAAAAACAUAAAACAAAACAGAAUCUCACCAUUAUAAAUUGAAACGAUGCUUCUUCCUCAUAAAAGUAAGCCAUAAAAUGAAGGAAGAUGUAAGAUGUAAAUAGAUAUUUUCCACUUUGAUAAGAAACCAAACAUAUUAAAAAUAUGACAUUGA